Molecule: messenger RNA, 516 nt
Organism: Microstroma glucosiphilum
Lineage: Eukaryota; Fungi; Basidiomycota; Exobasidiomycetes; Microstromatales; Microstromataceae
Product: ribosomal protein S7
Exons: 1
Biological process (GO): translation; ribosomal small subunit assembly
Cellular component (GO): ribosome
Molecular function (GO): mRNA binding; rRNA binding; structural constituent of ribosome
Source: RefSeq, a predicted model, not a curated record
UCGUCAUCUAGCCCUGCUUCCUCUCCGAUCCCAGGUACUCCCGCGGUGCCGCUAGCACCAGGAGGCUAUGGCUACACGCCUGCCAAUUUGCCGACCAAGUCGGACGAGAUCCUCGAAUCCUUCAUCAAUCAUUUGCAGAGAGAUGGCAGAAAGUCCCUGGCCACAACCCAGGUCCUGGGAAUGAUGAAGUAUCUCUCCAUUGCGCUCAACUCGGAUCCUCUUCCCGCCCUUACACAUGCCAUUGAACUGGCAAGUCCAAUGGUCAAGAUCCAAACGAGGAAACAGGGAGCCAAGAAUACCCCUGUGCCGACUGCUCUCACUACGAGGCAAAUGAGGCGGAAGGCCAUUGUGGGCAUCAUCAAUGCCAGCAAGAAGAGGAAUGACAGGGAGAUUGAGAGGAGGCUAGCAAAAGAGGUCUUGGGGAUUCUGGAAGGCAACAGCGAGACAUUGCGGAAGAAGGAAGAGGUUCAUAGGGAUGCUGUGAGGAACAGGAGUAAUUUGGGAGUGAGAGUGUGA